This is a messenger RNA of Oppiella nova, 536 nucleotides long. The record is from the annotation of a GenBank genome assembly. Lineage: Eukaryota; Metazoa; Arthropoda; Arachnida; Sarcoptiformes; Oppiidae.
UCAAACACUUCGGGAAACUCGAUGUUUUGGUAAACAACGCCGGCGCUGGUGUUGGCGGUAAAAUUGAAGACAAAGAUUUUUACGAGAAGUUUCAAAAAGCUAUGCAAAUAAAUCUCAAUUCUGUGGUCUAUUUAACGCAUAUAUGUGUCGAGCAUUUGGAGAAAACUAAAGGAAAUGUUAUCAACAUUUCAAGUGUCGCCGGGAAGAGAGCUGUGUCGGGUUUCAGUCCUUAUUGUGUGGCAAAGUGUGCUCUGGAUAUGUUCACCAAAUGUAUGGCCGCGGAGUUGGGACCCAAACGUAUCCGCGUUAAUGUCAUCAACCCUGGUCCAAUUCGCACUGAAUUUGCGGCAGCAAUGGGUAUACCACAGGAUAUAAUGGAUAAACAUAGACAGGAUUUCGUAGCGAAAAUGCCAAUAAGCCGGGUCGGCGAGUCCGAGGAAGUCGGUGACGCCAUACUAUACCUGGCCAGUGACCAUGCUGCUUUUGUCACCGGCACUAACCUCAUUGUGGAUGGAGGUGUUAUAGCAGAUCAGUAA